AAACAGUUAAACGACAUAUAUUAUUAUUAAAAAUAAAGUUAUUUGUUUAUAACAUAAGGAAUUUUAUGAAAUCGGCAUUAAGGACAACCAUUAGGUUUGCUUUGCAAGUGUCCAUUCUAAAUACUGCGGAUCGAUGGCAGAAUCUUUUAGUGAUUUCGGUAUUUUUUUGUUUUUAUGUGAAGUGAAUAUGUCAAAGAUUGUAGCGAUGUAUAGUUAGCAUUAAGAUUAAGUUGAAACUAAUUAUAAUUACAUAUUAUAAGUGCGAACAUCGAUGAAGCGUUAUGAAUUAUUAAUUACCAGCUGGUCAUAGUUGGAAUCACGACAUGGCAUCUCGCAGAUGGUUUCAUCCGAACAUAUCGGGUUUAGAAGCAGAACGUUUAUUAAUGGAACGGGGUUAUGAUAGUUCAUUUUUGGCACGUCCAAGUUCAUCUAAUCCUGGUGACUUUACAUUAUCUGUUAGACGGAAUGGUGAAGUGACUCAUAUUAAAAUACAAAAUACAGGAGACUUUUACGAUCUUUACGGUGGGGAAAAGUUUGCAACAUUAUCAGAACUUGUACAAUUUUAUAUGGAAAAUGGAGGACAACUGCGUGAAAAGAAUGGAGAAAUUAUUGAAUUGAAGUAUCCUUUGAAUUGUGCAGAUCCAACAACUGAAAGGUGGUUCCAUGGCCAUUUAUCAGCUAAAGAAGCAGAACGUUUAAUGCUGGAGCGAGGUAAAAAUGGAUCUUUUCUGGUUCGUGAAUCCCAAAGUAAACCUGGUGACUUUGUAUUAUCUGUUCGUACAGAUGAUCGUGUUACACACGUUAUAAUACGAUCUCAGGAUAAUAAAUAUGAUGUUGGAGGAGGUGAUAAGUUUGAUAGCUUAAGUGAUCUGAUAGAACAUUAUAAACGCAAUCCAAUGGUUGAAACAAGUGGAAGUGUUGUCCAUUUACGACAACCUUUCAAUGCUACUCGUAUAAAUGCCAGUGGUAUUGAAAGUAGAGUAAGACAGUUACAUAAAGAAAAUGGUUGUUCAAAUGGAUGGUUGUGGAAUGGUGCCACAGGUAGCAAUGAAGGCGGAGCAGGGCGUGGUAAAGGAAAAGCCGGGUUCUGGGAAGAAUUUGAGUCGUUGCAACAGUUAGAAUGUCGUCAUUUAUUUUCCAGGAAAGAAGGAUUACGUUCUGAAAAUCGAGCGAAGAAUCGAUAUAAAAACAUCUUACCAUUUGAUCAUACAAGAGUACGUUUGAAGGAUGUUGAUCCAAAUAUUCCUGGAUCUGACUAUAUUAAUGCUAACUAUAUUAGGAAUGAAGAAGGAGAUGGACAAGCUAGUGGAAUUAAUACGUGUGGUGAUGGUGGUUCAUUUAAUAAAUGUUAUAUUGCAACACAAGGUUGCCUUCUAAAUACAAUUCAAGAUUUCUGGCAUAUGGUAUAUCAAGAAAAUACACGAGUGAUAGUUAUGACGACUAAAGAAAUGGAAAGAGGAAAGAAUAAAUGUGCUCGAUAUUGGCCAGAGGAAGGUGAAGUUACCGAAUAUGGAGGUGAAUGGAAAGUGCGUGCUUUAUCUCGUACUUCAACAGCAGAUUAUACAUUACGAGAAUUCUUAUUACAUGGAAAUAGACCCGGUUUGACAGAAUCCAGACGGAUUUACCAUUAUCAUUUUCAAGCAUGGCCUGAUCAUGGUGUUCCGUCAGAUCCCGGAUGCGUGUUAAACUUUCUUCACGAUGUUAAUGCGAGACAAGAAUCAAUUGCUGCUUCUCUUGCUUCAAGCGGUCAAACUGCAUCAUGUAUAGGGCCAAUUCUUGUACAUUGUAGCGCUGGAAUUGGUAGAACCGGGACAUUUAUUGUUAUCGACAUGAUUCUUGAUCAAAUCAAGCGGCAUGGAUUGGAUUGUGAAAUUGAUAUUCAAAGAACAAUUCAAAGAGUACGUUCACAAAGGUCAGGAAUGGUUCAAACAGAAGCGCAAUAUAAGUUUGUUUAUCUGGCUGUAUUACAUUAUAUUGAAACUGUAUCUCAACGGAUGCAAGCAGAGCAAAAAUCUCUUCAUUUAGGUCGAGAAUAUACUAAUAUCCGAUAUAAAAGCGAAACAAAUACUACAACUAUAGGCGAUAUACCGGUCCCCACAUGUACUACAACAACUCUUUCAACGUCAACACAUUUUACAUUACCCACUCCUAUUAAUAGUUUGAGGCCAAAGUAAUUAACAUUAAUGUCAUCAAAUAACGAGAUUUUUAAAAAGCAAAGAAGAGGCUUUGUUACUCUUACCAUAUGUGGUUUUGAGCUUUCGAUAUUAUCGUAACGUACUCUAUAAAAGUUUAAUUUUCAAAUUAAUUGAUUAUUCCAAAUAUUUUUCAAAAUAUGUGUCAUCAUAAUGAAUUUACGUACAAUACAUGUAUUUAAUUAGUGCGUAUGCACAUGAACGUAAAUGAUAUGUAGAAAUUAUAAUAUCACCACUUUGCACUUGAAUUGUUGAUUACUUAAAAGUAAUCGGCAGCAUAUUAGAACAUUACAUUAGAGAAAAAUAAUAUUUUUUGCAACUUAAUCGCAGUACUGAAUUAUAAAAAAACUUAGAAUACAAAGUCUCAAUAGUAAUUAUGUUAAGUGUAAUCAAAGUAUAUAAUUGCUUUUCAUAUUAUUUCGCUAUCUAUAUUUCAUCAACUAUUAAUUAGAUAACAGAUUUAUCUAGUUAUAGUUAUCAUUUUUCAUGCUACUUAUCUUCUAUAAAAUAUAUUAUCAAAUCCUUUCUUAAAAUUUCAAUAUUUCUUCGAAUAUACAACGAAAAUUUGAACAUUUUUCUAAGUUUCAGGUGUAGUAUUAUAUAUUGUGCCUCAAAACAUAUUAAUAAUUGUUUUUAUUGUGAUUAUAUAACUGUACAAAUUAUCUAGUAAUAUUUAGGACUGACUUUUUUAUAUAGAAUUUUCUUUUUAAUAUUUUUUCAAAGAUCAUAAAUGAGAAACCUUUAUUCUUUAUAAAUUUUAUCAUAUUACAAGGCAGAACGCGCAUAGAUGUGAUACAUUCAGUUUCAUGUACAAUAAAUAAUAUGGCGAUUCUUUUUUUCAUACAAUUCACAUUUGUUACUUUUAAUAUUUCGAUUGUACUUAAUUAUAUCAUAAAUAUUAGUAUUGAACUUUAUUCAUCAAAUUGUAAAAAAG
Messenger RNA from Bombus pyrosoma, 3126 nucleotides. RefSeq names its product tyrosine-protein phosphatase corkscrew. The coding region runs from base 324 to 2174 and encodes 616 amino acids. Gene Ontology annotation, molecular function: protein tyrosine phosphatase activity. Gene Ontology annotation, biological process: protein dephosphorylation. The transcript is spliced from 12 exons. The record is from RefSeq and is a predicted model, not a curated record. Lineage: Eukaryota; Metazoa; Arthropoda; Insecta; Hymenoptera; Apidae.